AUGUGUAGACAGUUGUCUCUCCAGACAGAAAUAGCUCUUGCAGUCACUUACUGAGAACUUGGCUGGCGGAGGCUUGAGCAGUGAGGAGACGCUGGAGACUGUCUUCCAGAGGACUGUGCUGAGCCUGCAAUUAAUUCCAGUGUGGUUGUCACUUUGAGGAGGUGAGCAGCAGGCUGGAGCAAGGAUGGAGCCACAGGAGCAGGAGAAGAAAGGGAGACUGACCCUGGUGCUCGCCUUGGCAACACUGAUAGCUGCCUUCGGCUCGUCCUUCCAGUAUGGGUACAACGUGUCUGCCGUCAACUCACCAUCAGAGCUCAUGCAGCAGUUUUACAAUGACACCUACUUUGAAAGAAGCGGGGAGCUCAUUAAUUCCUUCUCCUUGACGCUGCUGUGGUCAGUGACGGUGUCCAUGUUUCCCUUUGGAGGCUUUCUGGGUUCCCUCCUGGUUGGACCAUUGGUGAAUAAAUUUGGCAGAAAAGGGGCCUUGCUGUUCAACAACAUAUUCUCCAUCGUGCCCGCCAUCUUAAUGGGAUGCAGCAAAGUUGCCAAAUCAUUUGAGAUAAUAAUUGCUUCCAGACUUCUGGUGGGAAUAUGUGCUGGUGUGUCUUCUAACGUGGUGCCCAUGUACUUAGGGGAACUGGCCCCUAAAAACCUGCGGGGGGCUCUGGGGGUGGUGCCCCAGCUCUUCAUCACCGUCGGCAUCCUCGCGGCCCAGCUCCUUGGUCUUCGGAAUGCCUUGGCCAAUGAAGACGGCUGGCCAAUCCUCCUGGGCUUGACUGGAGUCCCUGCAGCCCUACAGCUCCUUUUCCUGCCCUUCUUCCCCGAGAGCCCCCGCUAUCUGCUGAUCCAGAAGAAAAAUGAAUCAGCUGCUGGCAAAGCCCUACAGAAACUUCGAGGUUGGAAAGACGUGAACUCAGAGAUGGCAGAGAUCCAGAGGGAGGAUGAGGCGGAGAAGGCUGCAGGCUCCAUCUCCGUGUGGAAACUGUUCAGGCUCAAGUCCCUUCGCUGGCAGCUCAUCUCCAUCAUCAUCCUCAUGGCCGGCCAGCAGCUGUCAGGAGUGAAUGCGAUCUACUACUAUGCAGACCAGAUCUACCUCAGCGCGGGUGUAAACAGCAAUGACGUCCAGUAUGUGACAGCUGGCACGGGGGCAGUCAAUGUGUUUAUGACCUUCUGCACUGUGUUUGUGGUAGAGCUUUGGGGGCGGAGACUUUUGCUUCUUCUUGGUUUCUCUACCUGCAUCAUAGCCUGCGGUGUGCUGACAGUUGCGCUGGCCCUGCAGGACACCAUCUCCUGGAUGCCUUACGUCAGUAUCGUAUGUGUCAUCAUCUACGUCAUAGGACAUGCCCUGGGGCCUAGUCCCAUCCCUGCCUUAAUCAUCACUGAGAUCUUCCUGCAGUCCUCCCGGCCAGCUGCCUACAUGGUCGGAGGCAGUGUCCACUGGCUGUCCAACUUCAUCGUGGGCCUCGUCUUCCCAUUCAUUCAAGUGGGCCUCGGCCCCUACAGCUUUAUUGUUUUCGCGGUCAUAUGCCUCCUCACCACCAUCUAUAUCUUCAUGGUCGUCCCGGAGACCAAGGGUAGAUCGUUCAUUGAGAUUAACCAGAUUUUCACCAAGAAGAAUAGAGUUUCGGAAGAGAUCCCAGAGAAGGAGGAACUGAAAGACCUUCCACCCACCACCUCUCAAUUCUAGCCAGUGUGGUGGGUCUGUGUGCACCUUUUCUCUGGACUUUGGUUCUGGCUUCUCAUUGUCUGUGACAUCGGAAGCAAGACAAGCCUGGUGGGAAACGAGCCCCAUCACCAGCCUCCAUCUGGUGGAGACUUCUGACUGGCUUCUGUGCCAUUCUGAACGCCUUGCUUUUUCUAACCAGAGUGGCCAGCUCUGAGUCACAUGAAUAGCCAGCCCUCGCCUCUGCUGGCUUCUCUGUGGUGGGCUCCUGUAACAUAGCUUUUCUAACAAAACAGUUACUAUGGGGUCAGGUGGAGGAAUCAGAUUUGCCAGCAAAACUGUCUCUUCUCUGUGGUUCCCAUGGGCCUCCUGGGCUAUGGGUAUUUACUUAGGACUGAAUUCAUCCCUGCUCUAUCUUGGAAAGCAACUAUCUUGGAAAAAUAUGGUGUCAGAAAUAAUGACAGAAAGCUGGGGAACAGACCUUAGGGAGACAUUUCACCAAGUCUUAAUUAUUCAUCUUAAAUCAUAGUGUUAGUGGAAACAUGGAAUUGCUUCUGUAGAGCCAAUAAAACAAAUCUGAUUGCUUUUCACU
This is a messenger RNA of Nannospalax galili (Upper Galilee mountains blind mole rat), 2255 nucleotides long. RefSeq names its product solute carrier family 2 member 5 (gene Slc2a5). Bases 185 to 1687 code for a protein of 500 amino acids. The transcript is spliced from 14 exons. The record is from RefSeq and is a predicted model, not a curated record. Gene Ontology annotation, biological process: fructose transmembrane transport. NCBI's taxonomy places the organism in Eukaryota, Metazoa, Chordata, Mammalia, Rodentia, Spalacidae. Gene Ontology annotation, cellular component: membrane. Gene Ontology annotation, molecular function: fructose transmembrane transporter activity.